AAUUAUGAGCGACAGUCAGCAAGGCACCGUCCCAUGACAUUUAAUGACGCCACGUUCAGGCAACCUAGCGUUGGAUUACCAACGUCAUAACUGUCUACCGUUUGGGUGACAUGAUACGAUCAUCUCGUUGGCGCAGUACCCCUUUAGGAGUCGUGUUUGGUAUAUGCCAAGCCAGCUUGUCACGGAGAUACCUCGUUAUGAGUCAGCCUGAUUUUGGACCGCGAGCAGUUAGGGGAAGAGACACUUAUCAAGGCAACGUGAAUAUUUAUAGCAAAGGCGGAACAUCCCAUAGUGAUCAAGUCGACGUUGGUCGUCGGCAUUCCACCCGGAACGCAUAUACCCCCAAUUUCUCACCUGCCUUUGUAAUGAUGGCCGUAUAAAAUAACACUCCCACUAAUAAGCUGUCCUAGUUCUGACUCCAUCAUUCGGGUUUUAUGGCCUCAGCGACGCAAACAGAGAAUUCCGGGCGCAAGGCUCCGCCGGGAGCAUCAUGGCAGGACCAGGAAGAGCUCGUUCUCCCCAAAAAUCGAUUGGGCAUUGUAUUUCUAGGCCUGAUGUGCUCUGUUUUCCUAGCGGCUUUGGAUCAGACUAUUGUCGCCACUGCACUCCCAACGAUAGUAGCACAACUUGGUGGGGGUAGUCAGUACAGCUGGGUCGGCAGUGCGUACAUGCUGUCGGCCGGCGCUUUUGGCCCUCUGUAUGGGAAAUUAUCCAAUAUGUUUGGUCGUAAGCCGAUACUCUAUACUUCAAUAUGUACCUUUUUGCUUGGAUCAGCGUUAUGUGGGGCAGCCCAGAGCAUGAUAUGGUUGAUCGUUGCUCGUGCAGUACAGGGCAUCGGUGGUGGAGGGAUUAUUCAACUUGUGAUUAUCACAAUAUCAGAUAUCGUUCCCCUGAAGGAUCGAGGGCGAUACGGGGGUUUUGUCGGUGCUACCUUUGGUGUGGCUAGUGUCAUUGGUCCACUGUUGGGCGGUGCCCUCACGGAACACGUUUCGUGGCGGUGGUGUUUCUUCAUCAAUUUGCCGACAGGUGGCGUUUCUGCAGUGAUACUAUUCAUCUUCCUGAACCUCAACCCACACCAAAGUCGCCCUAUCCACGAGCAGAUUGCAGAACUUGACUUUGUCGGGCUCUUCUCUUUUGUCGGGGGUGUUGUGUGUCUACUUCUCGGAUUCCAGUUCAGUCAGACAAGUUGGUCUGAUGCCAAGACUAUCGCUUUGCUCGUUGUUGGAUGUACACUACUUGUUCUGGGAGGCGUCAAUGAAGUAUUCACCACACGCUCUGCAAUUGUGCCUGCACGCCUUUUCAAGACUCGUACAACUGCAGUGUUGCUCGUCAGCGCAUUUCUUCAUGCUAUUACGUUCUUCACCGCUACAUAUUAUCUUCCACUUUAUUAUCAAGUCCUUGGUGCUAGUGCCACUGGUGCAGGAAUCAGGAUGAUUCCUUUCUCACUGGGCACAGCUAUUAUGUCCAUAGUCGCGGGAGUCAUCAAUUCUCGAACCGGCAAGUCCCGCCCCAUAAUAUGGUCGGCGUAUGCUAUGAUGACACUCGGAUGGGGUCUCAUGACUAUGCUGGAUUAUAACUCAAACAAUGCGGAGAAGGAAUUGUACCCAUUCGUCGCGACCCUUGGUGUUGGGUGCUUAUUCCAGGUUCCCAUUAUCGCUCUUCAAGCAGCAAUGCCAAUGAAAGACAUGGCCACUGCUUCGAGUGCUUUCAUGUUCCUUCGUACGGUCGGCGGAGCGGUCGGUAUCUCCGUCGGUGAAGCCAUUAUCUCGAGUCUUCUUUCGAAGAAGAUAGCGAGUAUACCUGGAAUAAGUUCAUACGUCUCUGGAUCUACCGCUGCACUGUUGAAUGAUGACGUCUCGUAUCUGCAUCUUAUUCCGGAUGUCACCGUUCGUAAUGCCAUUCUGCAUGCCUAUUCCCGAUCAAUUAGUGCAAUCUGGAUCAUGAAUACGCCGAUUUCAGGCGCUGCGUUGAUUCUGAUGCUAUUCCUGCGGGAAUACUCUAUGACACGCAAGCUCGUGAGAAGUGAGGGGAGAAGUCCGAACGAUGCUGAGAUGGCGACUAUAACGGAAGAUGCAGAGUAUAAAACAGAGGGGGAAGGGCACGGUGCAGAUUUGACGCGAACAAACUCAAUCGCUCUUGUUCCGAAGGAGGUUCAGGCCACAUGAAAAGCA
Messenger RNA from Pisolithus orientalis, 2171 nucleotides. RefSeq names its product major facilitator superfamily domain-containing protein. Lineage: Eukaryota; Fungi; Basidiomycota; Agaricomycetes; Boletales; Pisolithaceae. Gene Ontology annotation, biological process: transmembrane transport. The coding region runs from base 435 to 2165 and encodes 576 amino acids. The record is from RefSeq and is a predicted model, not a curated record. The transcript has 18 exons. Gene Ontology annotation, cellular component: membrane. Gene Ontology annotation, molecular function: transmembrane transporter activity.